Molecule: messenger RNA, 1886 nt
Organism: Rotaria sordida
Lineage: Eukaryota; Metazoa; Rotifera; Eurotatoria; Philodinida; Philodinidae
Source: the annotation of a GenBank genome assembly
AUGGAAGAACAAAUGAAAAAAAAUUCUGGUUGUGAAAAUAACGCUAUCAUUCAAGACUUUGAACAAAUGAUAAAAGAUUAUACGGAAGAAAUAAAUUUAUUUAAACAAACAGUAAAAAAUGAAAAAGAUGCACUCAAAUCUGAAGAUAUAUUUCCUUUAGUUGGAAGUGUUUAUCGAUUACCUGUUAAUGGAAAAAAAUUCGUGAACAAGUCAAUACCUUAAAAAUAAGUCAAACUGAUAUUUCAUUAGAACGAGAAGCUUUUGCUGAACUAUCAGCUAGAGCUAAUCCAUCAACAAUAAUGCAUCAAUUCAAAUCUAUUAUUUCCAACAAAUAAAUUUGUUUUUAUGAUAAAAUUUAAUCUGAUAAGAAACACUGGAAAUGAUUUACCUAUUCAAGACGUAUACCUAUUUAAUAAUAUAUCGUUUUGAAUGUUUCUUCUGUGGAUGAUUAUUAACAAAAAAAAAACGUCGGAGUUCGUCACCAAUCUCAAAUCAAUAAAUUGUCUAUGUCGUUUUCAAUAUUACAUCGUCCCGCCUCAUAUUAUACCUAGGAUUUAAGUUGUUCUCAAAUUUUCAUGUGCUUAGUGUCUAUACACCAGUUACAAUACUUUCCGUAUAUAAUUUCGUUACUAAUAAAGACCAUCAUUCGCAGAAUGUUCCAAUAAAACUUAUCAAAUCUAUUUUAUAAAUUCAGUUUGAUGCGACUCGAGUUGCUCUUCAAUUUUUUUUAUACUGAAUAUUUUCCAUUGUUGCUUUAUAAUAAUUUCUGAAGAGAAAAGUCUUUCGUUGAAGGAUAUGGGUGUGAGGCAUGGGCGGGGGUGUAUGUAGGUGUGGGGCGUGGAUGUGAGUGUGGUUGAAUAGUUUCUCUUUAGUCACACUCGCACUCCAACAACAUCCCACCCGCACCCACAUCCUCUUUUGAACAUAACAAGCCUUGAAAAAAAUUCUCGUCUUGUAUUUCAGAAUGAAAAAUGCAGGCAACACAAAAAUGAAAACACACAGAUGUAAUAUGGUUCAACAGCCCAAUUCACACACUUUCUUCCUAAUGAAAGGUAGACAAUGGAGCAACAAAAAAAAGGUAUAGAAAAGACUAUCAUUAUCAAGCCAAAAAUGAUUGAAAUUACGCCACCUAAAUAGCUAGGAAAUGCUCAUACAAUGGAAGUGACGGAGGUCUUAUCAUACCAGCAUGUACUCGAUAAUCCUUUCUAAAGAUGGAUACAAUAAUUAGGGAUGCACUGGUUCCCGUUUUGAUCGGUUUCAAAUAACCCAAAAUCCGUCGACACCAUGCAUAGAGAAAUCGGAAAAUCCAGGUCGAUGAUUCUUGAAGGCGCAUUCCAUGAAUUUCCGGCAGGAAUUCGCAGGAAAGGCACCAUUUCCCGCCAAAACCUGUCUGAAAAUGCCAGCAAAUCGAUGCAGAAACCGGUGAUCAUAUAUGACUGCCGAUUUUGCCAAGUUCUGGACAGUUCCGCACGGAACUGCAUAAACUCAGUCACCGGGUUUCUGCUUCCAAGUUCCUAGCAUUUCCGGUGUUUUCCCGCACGAACUGGCCCGUACUUCUCGACCAGGGUAAUGAAAAAUCUAAUGAUGAUCGGUCCUGACUGAUUCCGAUCUCAGUUCCAGCCGGUUUCGGUUUCGGUUCCGAUCGAUUCCACCGGUUCCGAUUUUAGAACCGAAACCGGUGCAUUCUUAGACAGAAUCAUUUUGAUUAGAAUUAUUCUAAUACACGAUAGAUUUUACUAUAAAAGAAAAAAUUUCUAUGAUACAAAUCCAUUAAAACUCUUUCAACUUCACGAUCAUUACAAUCCGCCCAUACGUAGGAAAAUUGUCUCCAUCAAAAUGAUCGAUGUGAAGCUAGCACAACACAACGAAUUACCACGACGAGCCAC